AUGUCCUCAGUCGAACCGCUCAAGGCGCCUGCUGAAGGCCUGCGCAACAGAGCCAGCAAGCAACAGACUCCAGUCCACAGCAACUCGCCCAUCGAAAAAGGCGACAAGACGGACAAGAAGGAUGACAAUGCUGCGGACCGACAAGCCAAAGUACUUGGCAGGACACCUGAUGGCACCCUCUUCACCGUCCCCCACACCCCGGACAUGCUCUCCUCGAUCUUUGACCCACGUCAACCCAAAACCCCUCUCGACAUCCUCACCAUUGUCGCUCUUACCUUCCAACUCCUCCUCUAUUUCAUCCUGUCCCGUCGAUCAUCCCAAAUUUUCUUCUUCCUCUACUUCACCUUCUGGCGAGCUUCCUACAACGCCGGUCUGGGUUACAUCCUCAAACAGCAAUCCGAAAAAGGCUGGAUCAUUCGUCAAGUAAAACACCACGGCUGGCUCGAUCCCACUCGUCGACCUCGUGUUCACACCUGGGUGAAACAACAACUCAUUACCAAAAUGGAUCCCGACUAUGUCUUCGAAGCUAUGCCACUGGACUACAACGUCUGGCUCAUGUUCCGUAGCAUAGUCGACGCGGUCCUUCUGAACGAUUUCGUCGCUUACUCUCUCUUCGCUUUCUCCUGCAUCCGACUCCCCGAGGGCCACUCGCUCGCAAUGCACCUUUUGCGCUGGGUAGCAGGAUGCGCGUUGAUCUUUUUCAAUCUCUGGGUUAAAGUCGAUGCGCAUCGAGUUGUGAAGGAUUACGCUUGGUAUUGGGGCGAUUGCUUCUUUCUAUGUUUGCAAAGUUUGGUGUUUGAUGGGGUGUAUGAGAUUGCUCCGGAUCCGAUGUAUAGUAUUGGAUAUGCCGGGUAUUACGGAUUGUCGUUGGUGAGUGGCAGUUAUGCGGUACUGUUUGUGAGUUUGGCGGCACAUGCAAGUCAGUUUUUGUUCAUGACUUUCUUUGAAGGGCCUCAUAUUGAAAGGACGUAUGGGGAGAGGAAACCGAUUGCUGCGAGAGUGCCGUUAAGGCAGGCACCGUUUAAUGCGGCUAGUAGAAAGGCUGCGCUUUCUGUUCCUCCUGAGGAGGAGGAGGUGGGAGGUGUUGCGGUUACGGCUGAUGCCAAGGCAGGUGGUGGUGGUGUAGGUGGGGAAUUCGAAAACCCAAGCCUAAGCCAGACCGAAGCUUCAACCGCUCUAACCACUGAAGACGAAAUAUCAGAUGACGAACAAACCCUAGCAUUCAAACGUACCAUUCUUCGCGCCUCUUCCUCUUCCAACGAUGCUAUUCGACAACACUCGCACCCUCCGUCAUCUCGCCCCAUCACCACCUUGCACGACCUUCACCAUCGGAUUUUCCGGAAAGACACCGUCGUCUACCGCAACCUAGACCCCAUGCGGGCAAAAGACUUGCUCCUUAUCAUCGCUUCCCUCUAUUCCCUAUUCCCACUCAUCCUUCCCACCCUCGGCCGCAACUCCCGCUUAACGCUCCUCUUCGUGAAUGCGUUGAUUUGGCGUGUAUUCCACUCCUUUGGUCUCGGUUUGGCCCUCCGUAGACAGUCAGAAAGCAAAUGGGUCGUCCGCCACUUCUUAAAGCAUUAUCACUACACUCAACCCUCGGACGCCGUCUUUGAAGCUUUUGCCAAUUGGAAGAUCGUCUAUAACACCUCUCUCGUCCUCACUUACAUUUCCUUCUCUGCGCUGGCGUUCAACUGCUAUACGCCGAUCGGACACCCGGAUUGGACUGUUGGACCUGAACUUCUCCGCCAUACCCUCGGCUUGCUCCUAAUCGCACUCCAUAUUUGGACCGCAAACUCAUCAUACCAAGUCCUCGGACCCUUCGGCUGGCUAUACGGCGAUUUCUUCGUAGACGAAUACCCCCACCAACUAUACUAUACCGGCAUCUACAGAUUCCUUAAUAACCCAGAGAGAUCGAUGGGUGGUGCGGCAUUUUUCGGCCUUGCUCUAAUAUCCGGGUCUAAACUCACUCUCACUAUGGCGAUCAUCUCUUACAUUUCCCACUGGAUCUUUUUAUCGUCCGUCGAAGGUCCGCACAUGCGAAAGCUGUACGGAGAAGCAGCACUACGCAAAGACUCGGGUCUGACGAAACAGCUUAAAUCUCAAUGGGUCGCCGCCCGGGGCUCCGAUCUGUUCAAACUCGCACAGGAGAGUACAGCGGUACGAAACGUACAAGGGACUAUCGAGAAGGUGCAAAAAGAUGCAGCUGAAGUGUUUGAAGAAUUCUUUAAACAAUCUAGACCGAGAUUGGAAGGGAUGUUGGAAGAGACGAAAGUUCUGUUGCAACAGAGUAAGGAUCGGUUGCUAAUCGUAAGGGUGGAUGCUGAUUUGAAUUCUUUGGAUAGGUCCAAGUAUGGCUUGGAGGUGAACGGUGGCGAGAGGUUCCAUCUGGGUCAAAAGAUUCAAGUGCGGUGGAAAGCGCCAGGAAAUCAUUCUAGAAGGGAUUGGAUCGGGAUUUAUCUCCUCUCCCGUUUCGGUUCGGUGGAGAAGGAAGGAGAGGGGGAGAGCGAGGGGGGAAUGGUAACAAAGAUCAGUAGUCAAGGUAAAUGGGUUGGUGUUGUGGAAGAUGAAUGGGAAGGAGAUGCUCCUCAGUCCGCUUCAAACUCUUCUGCUGCCUCCAAGGGGAAGGAGGAAGGGGAGGCGGUGAGUGGAGUUGCGGUGUUGAGUGGCAACAAGCUUCCCUGGACACCGGGUUUCUAUGAGCUGAGAUACCAUCACGAUGCGAAACAUAAUGUUCUUGCUCGCUCCCCUCCCAUUGAGAUCUAUGUUAAUCGCCUUCCACCUUCGCUCUCAGGAGCAGAGGAACUCGAUAAAACAGCCGAAAUCAUCCGCGAGAUUGUUAGGUAUUCCACUCCGGCAACCAACCCGACUCGGCUCAGCAUUACUUCGCCACAGCCUCAAGUCAAAUUGCUGUCCAAGAAAGGAGUUGGGGAAGAGGAAGCGGUAGAGUUAGAGGGGGAGCCGCUGGUCGGAGAGGGUAAGAACCGAGAUGAUUUUACUAUAUGGGAUAGAGAUCAGGCUGACAAGAUCAGUAAGGCGAUCAAAUGGGCCUUCCACAUCGAGCUUUCGCCCGAAGUCAUUAUCGCAGAAGCAAACGUCAAGCGGUUGGCAUUGGACGUUGUUGAAGGUCGAAGGGUGCUCCAGCCCAACUUGACACCCCUCAUGAGCUAA
This is a messenger RNA of Ustilago hordei, 3168 nucleotides long. RefSeq lists its product as uncharacterized. The coding region runs from base 1 to 3168 and encodes 1055 amino acids. The record is from RefSeq and is a predicted model, not a curated record. Gene Ontology annotation, molecular function: phosphatidylethanolamine N-methyltransferase activity. Lineage: Eukaryota; Fungi; Basidiomycota; Ustilaginomycetes; Ustilaginales; Ustilaginaceae. The transcript has 2 exons. Gene Ontology annotation, biological process: phosphatidylcholine biosynthetic process.